Molecule: messenger RNA, 3644 nt
Organism: Etheostoma cragini (Arkansas darter)
Lineage: Eukaryota; Metazoa; Chordata; Actinopteri; Perciformes; Percidae
Gene: c24h7orf57
Product: chromosome 24 C7orf57 homolog
Exons: 8
Coding region: 249-920 (223 amino acids)
Source: RefSeq, a predicted model, not a curated record
CACUCUGACCCAUUUCAAGAUCUGCUCUCCACCCCUUUGCUGGGAAUAUUACAGAUGACUACAAAAUGACGUCAGGAGUUUUGGGAUUUACACGAUCUUUGUAUGGCAAACAGGAAGUCGGCGGCAGGUGCCAACGGAAGUGUGUGUGGCCGGGUACAGCCUUCGCCUGCGGAAUAGAAGGAGCUAUCUAAUUGCUGCAAGCAGCUCAGUUAUUACAACGAAAGAAAAAAUACAUAUAACACUGUCAAAUGUCUUCAACUGAAAUGAAUGCUGCAGUGCCCAACCAUCGAAGGACCAAGCCCGGUGGUAUAAAGACUGGGGUUGUGGCCAGCGGCAUGACUGGACCCACCUCCCAGAUCCCCGGUCUGUCCCAAACGGCAGACGAAACCUCUCCGGUGGAACGGACCACCGGCCGGCGAGUUGGGAUCUUUGAGUCGGACUCUGAGUAUGUGAAGCUCGCAAAGGGAGGUGGACACAAAGGGCUGCUGAGUCAUGAUGCUGACGCUGAUGACAAACCCACGAAGCCCUACAAUCCACCCAACUGGUUUAGUGAUGAAUUAAAGAGCGGGAGCAAACCAACGUUUCCCGACAGCAAGACGACGAGGGGCAUGCAGCCCAUGGCUGCACCGUUUGGCACCGAUAACGGUUCGUCCUGGGAAAGAGAUGGUAGAUUUUCCCCCAAUAAGGAGAAGAUGUCUCCUGAUGACGUUGCCAAUGAGCUUGGCGGUCUGUCCAUGACCAACAAAUACAAGCGAACGUGUUAUGAGAAGAAGGCUCCACCGGUCAGCAUGUCCAAGCUGCUGAGUCAUGGCUACGUCGAGGACAAGAAGAAGUCUCCUAAUGACGACGAUGCCUCAAGCGUGACCUCCGAUCAAACCAGCACCAUUGGGACGGAGGACAUUGGAGACGACCUGGAGUAGUGCAUACAGGUUCUGGUCUUGAGGGAAAGGGGUCAUCCUAACACUGGUUUAUGGUUUCCAACAAAUCCACGAACACACCGCUCCGCCCCUCUCGGUUUCACUUGCAUUUAUUGUACAUCCACUGACUGUUAAGUUUUGUACUGUUUAUGCAAAGGUACUGCUCUUUUUAUUUAUUUGCUUUCAUUUGUAAAAAAAAAAUUAUUCAUACGGAUUUUGUUGAGUAGAUUGUGUCCGUCGUGCUCGCGGUAUUUCUUAUCUGUGUUGUCGUUUCUCGAUUUGAAAGACGAGUUGUGCACAGGGCAGGAAACUAACGACUGUUGGGUCCAUAGGGUUGAGUGAAAAAUACCGAUUUCACCAGCUUAGCUAGACGGCCGUGCCAGCCCCGAGCUUAAAGUCACCGUUUCUGACUGAUGGCUGGUGUUAGUUUCCUUCCCUGGUUGUAUGAAGAUCGAGUUAGUGAAGUUAAACUGUUAGUGCUGAUGAAAUGUGGUUCCAGUGACGUGUAGUAUUUGUUUUGAUCAAGAGUUCCUGCUCUGAACGGAUGUUGGGAGGUUUUAUUUGUGUGUUUUCGACACAUGCCAAAGUGCGUACCGAUGGCCUCAGCCGCCGUGCUUUGUUUGGUUAAAGGGCCCAAGAUGAUUUCUUUUUUUUUUUUUUGUAAGGUCGCAGCUCUGCAAAAGGUUGCCCUUCUCUACUAUGCCACCCACAAUUCUGUUUUUGAGUUCGUAGAAAUCUAACAUGCCUCGUAUUAUUGUGCAUUUUUAUGAAAGCUUUUACUCAUCAGAUUAUCAGAAUAAAAGCCUCAUGCCUCAUGUUGAAACACUAAAUUAACUCGUGAUGUUUACACUAGUAUUUUGAACACUAUAAGAUGCUGCGAAAUCAAUUUCCUCGCCACUGGUUGUUAGGAAGCUCACCAGUAUAUCGCUAACAAUGCCAAGUGUUUUCAUGGCAGUCCGGAUAUCUCAGACGCGUGCUAAUGAUAUAACUGAAUUGGGUCAACUCUACAUCGAAAAGCUCUCCAGUGUCUUAAUUUCAUUCUCAUUCAGCCCGGUAAACUCAAAACUCAUGCAACAAGCGAUAAUUAUUCUGGGAAAUUUAAGAGCCAAUAGCCACCUUUAGCAGACUGCCAAGCUGGAAGUCCAUUCCAGGGUAUUUCCCUGUGACGAUUAAGGCGUGAUUUAUGCUUCUGUGUUACAUCUACGCCGAGGUUACUGGGAAAGCUCUGCGUGGAGCCUCCGCAGAACCAUGAAAAAAAAAAAAAAAGAGUUCUGAACGUGCCAACCAGCAGUUUUUUAUCUACUCAUGCAGUGUUUUGACUUUGUAGACGUUAGUAGGAGAACUUAGUAUUAGUGCACAGCCGGAUCCGUGGCUGUCGUGUUUAUCCAUCCGACGGCAGUUUAUUCCAUUAAUGCUUACUGCGACAUUUUUGCAAAUGAAAACUUGAAGCAGUGGAACAGCCUGCUGAGCGAGUGGUUACGAUAUUUAAAAAACAUACUUCGGAAUAAAGGUCUGUCUCAAAGGAAAGUCUGCCAACCAGAGACAAGGAUUUCUCCUACAUCUCCUUAAAGACAACAUCAAAAAAACAAAUUUUACUCACAUUUAUUUUAAGAGUUCCUUUUUUAUUUGUAGCAAUCACUCUCAGUAUUGCUAGCAACAGUAGCUAGGAAGCUCAUUGUCUCAUAAUGAGCAAAUGUGGAUUUUAGCAACAAUUAACUUUACCUAAUUGCCGGUAAUCGGUUAAUACAUUCCAUCUAUUUUCUGGCACGAAUCUGCAUCCGGUUUGCAUUCUAUUAAUUGAUUCUGUCAUUAGGAAUUAUUGUUAUAUACUGCUGGAAAUCUUUGCGGAUGUGUGAUGAAGAUUUUGAAGCCACAUCCUCCCCAAUGGUUGCCGUGAUACUGAGACACUUCAUGAGUCCAUCCGGUGUGAUUGUGAGACGGGUGGUACAAUUUUAAUCAUGUGGUAUUAAUUAGGGCUUACAUUUUCCCUCUUUGACCUCUGUAGAAACACUCUUCAACAGAAGUGUGCCUUUUGUUUUACUAUAUACUUUGCAGAAAGCCAGGUUUUUAAGUUCACACAUACACACGUUUAGAGUGCUCACACAGUUGGCCUUACUGCUCCGAAACCACCGCAGACCAUGGGAAUUAUUACUCCACCUCUCUGUCCUCUGCUUAUUUGGGGGGUUGCGUAUUUCGUUUGAGAGUCAGGAGAAAAAAAAGGGUAAUAGAUUUCAUUCCUGUGACAUUUGCUGGACAGUUAAGCCUUGAGUCAUUUAACAGUUAUAUAAUAUCGUCGCCGUAACUGUGAACCUGCACGUUGACAGUAAAAUCCUAAUCCUACAGGGACAUUUGUCGGGCGGAGGAAAUGCUCUUAAAAAUGAAAAGAAGGGGAAUGAAUUUUUUUGGGUGUAUAACGGCAAGAUUAAAGCUCUGGGUCUGUUCCCGCAAAUCCAGCACACUCAUCACCUUGGGUCUCAGAAAGGAUGCAGCAGUAACCGACUGUUUGUCUCUUGGUUUCCAACGCUGUAUUUAAGCAGUGAUGCAUAAUUAAUCUGUACGUGGUAUUAAACAUUGUCAAGUGUUCAAAACGAGAUGCACUGGAUUUUAUUUUGCAGUAGACAAAAUAGCGAAUGUAUCAUCUUUUUUUGUUUGCUUUGAAGAAAGUUUUAUUUGUAUGAACUGUUAAAUAUAGGUAUAUCAUUAUAUUCAGGUACAGUAUUUCCAGUU